AUGCCUUCUUCCCCCCCUAGAAAGCGACCCAUCGCCGACUUCUUCAGGCCAUAUGUCGCUAGUAGUGUCCCUACCAAACGGCCGUCUCCUUCGAUCGAAGAGUCAGGACAGAAGACCCCGACUGGAGGUGUCCGUUCCACGACCACUCCGAAGGCAGUCAAACAGUCUGCACAUGGACCUGCGCGAACCCCUUCAUCCUCUUCAGUCCCGUCACCGUUGUCCGCCCCUGGCUCCCGAGCCUCUCUUCCCAUCCGCAGCCCCCACCCCAAAGCUUCCAGACCUCCCAUAGAUCCGCCAUCAACAUAUAGCCAGGCGCCUCGAUUCGACAAAGACACUAGAUAUCCUUCAUCCCCCACACCAGUGAAGCCACUCUCAUUCUCAAGUUUACCAAGCUUAACCCAAGCCGUGGUCAAAGAUGGCGAGGUUAUUGAAAUCCGCGACUCGGACGAGGAAGAUUCCGACUCACUCAAGUCGCUAGAGUCGCUGGAUGAUAUUCUGGGAAUAACAAGAGGAGGUCAUCUUACUUCUGUAUCAUCUUCUCCUGAAGCAGACGAAGCAAAGCUUGAAGCCGAGCGCUUGAAAACAUUGGACCUGUUCACCAGAGGCCGUUCUAAUGCUUCCCAUAAUAAGGAGAAACUGCGAGCCCUGUAUGCAAGAGAGCGGGCGCACCAGUUCAAUAUAUCUGACAUUUUGAACGAACAUUUCGAUGAUGAGGAGCUAGAACAAAAGAUUAAGAAGUCUCGAGCGGACUUCCACGAAUCCGUCAAGGCAACGGAUGUCGAGACCAAUGCGAAUAUAGACAAAGAUUUACUGGCAGCAGUCGCAACGACCGAAGAUGGAGAGGCGGGAGUUUCAAGGCUCAUGAACGCCGUGGAACGCACGGAGGCUCUAGCAUCCAACCGUGUCUUUUUGUUCUUUGGGGUGAAUGGCCUGAAUGAUUGGCACGAUCAGUCCCCGGUGAGCUUCGGUUUCCCUGACACAGCGAUUCCGGAUCAGUUAUGGUGCCCAGGAGAUGACGAAGCUCGGUCGCGGGCCUUUUCGUCUGGGUACAUGGCUGAGCUUGCUCUCAAAGGACGGUUGUCCGACGAGGCGCUGAAUUGGAUUUUUCAAAGUGUCGUCCUUGAGCGAGAGGAUGACGUACGGUCGGCGUAUAUCCAGUGCCUUCAAAAUGCAAGUUCUUCGUGGACCAGAACGAGCCUGACUCCUGAAGACGUGCAGGCUGUUUUCCAGACCCUGGGAGCAGACAGUGCUAGUCUUCAGGAUGCCGUCCCUAUCCAGCCCAGACAUCGCCUCCUCAGAACACCUUCCAAACGUGAUCCGCGAUAUCUCAUCGCCGCAUUGGAACUUUUCCAAUCGGUGUGUCAGGAUCUAGAUUUCAUGGCACUGAGCAGACUGACUUCGAUUGUCUGCCGACUCGCCGUGGACUGCGAGCUCAUGAGUGAUGGUCGAGUGUCCAGCAAAGUCGAUGGAAUGCUGGAAACGCUCCUUUCCUUACCGGAGCCAGGCCUGCGUUGUCACGUUGCUGAGAGUAUGAUUGCUGAUGUCGGUCACCAUCUGGAAGACGCAGUCUUGCAGGCGCACCUGCUCUCUCAUGUCCCCCCAACAUCCACGACGGCCUCCCGAGUCCGCAUCUUACUCGCGCAAUCUUUUCUCCUGGGCGUAGUAGCCAUCAAGGACAACAAAUCAUUGAUACCCCAGAUCUCUCUUGAUGUCCUCGCAGAGCAUGUGUCGACAUCAGCGUCCUUUGACACGAGACGUCGCAAAGGUCCCCAUACCCUUGACUACGUGGCUUUACGGGCCCGGACAUACAUUCUUGACAUUGCAAUAUCCGAUGGUGGCCGUCCCACGACCUUUCCCUCGCGCGCCCAAGAGGUCUCGUUCAACAGAUCCGUCGAUCAUCUGGCAGAUACCAUUCGAUCAUCAUUCAUAUCAAUAAUCGACACGGGUGCCUCGCAUAUGACCCGUACUGAGGCCAAGGAUGUUCUACAAGCCCUCCAUUGGCGCCUCCUCUACAGCGUGCGAACUGAGGUACGUCCCAAGAAGAACAUCUUCGAUGGCACGAUUGGGAGAACACGAGACGCCGAAGAAGUUCGAGUUGAGGAAAAGGGCAAGGAUUUCAUGAAACAGUUCUUGGCUCGGAAGAAAGAGAAGCAGCAGGCAAAGGUAAAAGAAAACGAUUUGCAGUCCGCGACGUCAAACGAGGCUUUCACGACAGACGUGACUGUCACAUCUUCCGAGGAGUCGCCCGCACCUUCCGAGACAGAGAGAUUGAUUCGUAAGCAGCUGGAGCUGAGCGAAUGA
Messenger RNA from Capronia epimyces CBS 606.96, 2301 nucleotides. RefSeq lists its product as uncharacterized. The transcript has a single exon. Lineage: Eukaryota; Fungi; Ascomycota; Eurotiomycetes; Chaetothyriales; Herpotrichiellaceae. Bases 1 to 2301 code for a protein of 766 amino acids. The record is from RefSeq and is a predicted model, not a curated record.